UGCUCCGGCCGCUGAUUGGCCGAUGCAAUUGUCCACGAUGAUGCGUCAUGCAGAUCAGCCUUAAACGACGCGACACAAGUGACAUAACCUGUAUGUGGUGCGUGAACAAUAUUGUAUUUGUUGAAUCUACAAACUUGAGCUUGCAUACAAGUGAAUAAAGUGCACAUAAUGGCACAGGGAAAACUCAAAGUUAAGACAAAGCUGCCGGCAAAGGCGAAAGGGACGAAAGUCACGAAAGUCAAUAAAAACAAGAAAGGCCCUGCUGUUAAAAGACGUGGAAAUGCUCCCGUUCAACCUAAGAAGGCAAAGCUGCAGGAAACGCAGAAAUUGAAGAAGAUGAUCUCAAAAACGGUCAACACUGCGGCGGAGGAUGACUUACGAGAGAGGGCUUUAGAGGGAAGGAAAACUCUCACGAAGAAAGGUCCUUCUAAAUCGAAGAAAUAAUGAUAUGUUAAUUGUUAUGACAUUUACAUAUAUCAAUAAUGUAUGUAUUGUUGUGUAUAUCUCUCUCUUAAUUAAGCGAUGUUAUUCUGUUUGAAAUUAUAUAUUGGAAAAGAGGGAUCAAGAGUGAAA
Wasmannia auropunctata (little fire ant) is the source of this 573-nucleotide messenger RNA. RefSeq lists its product as uncharacterized. Bases 169 to 444 code for a protein of 91 amino acids. The record is from RefSeq and is a predicted model, not a curated record. NCBI's taxonomy places the organism in Eukaryota, Metazoa, Arthropoda, Insecta, Hymenoptera, Formicidae. The transcript is spliced from 3 exons.